This is a messenger RNA of Panicum virgatum (switchgrass), 429 nucleotides long. RefSeq names its product mucin-7-like. NCBI's taxonomy places the organism in Eukaryota, Viridiplantae, Streptophyta, Magnoliopsida, Poales, Poaceae. The record is from RefSeq and is a predicted model, not a curated record. The transcript has a single exon. The coding region runs from base 1 to 429 and encodes 142 amino acids.
AUGAGCUCGCCCCGACAGCGCCUGCCCUGCCACACGCUCAUCACGACAGGCCGCCCCGAUAGCGCCGACAGCCGCGCCAAGCCACCCCGCCCCACCGCGCAACAACUUUGGCUGGCCGCGCCGUCGCCGCACGUCCCCGCCGCGCCACCCCGCCCCACCGCGGGCGCUCCGGCUCGCCCCACCGCAUCACCGCCCCGCCACCCCGCCCCACCGCCACCGCCUCGGCUCGCCGCGCCGUGCUACCCCACCGCCAGCGGCCCAGGCCGCCGCGCCGCCCGAGGGGACGCUGGCCGCCACCCUGACCCCGGCUCCGCCGCUGCCCGAGGCCGCCUCCGCGCUGAGGCCGCUGCUCGAGGUCUCCUCCGCCCGAGGCUCGCCGACGGCCCUCGGCGCCGCCGCAGGCCGGUCCUCGGCCGCCCUCCACCAUGA